AUGUGUGCAUUCUAUUUGCAAUUGCAGAGCAAUAUAUUCGGCGGUUUGGAUGAGAGCUUGUUGGCCCGCGCGGAAGCUCUGGCGGCGGUGGAUAUAGCCUCGCAGACCAAGAGCCACCAUCACCCUCCUCACCACAGUCCCUUCAAGCCGGACGCAACCUACCACACCAUGAAUACUCUUCCCUGCACCUCGUCUUCUUCCUCCGUGCCUAUUUCGCACCCGUCAGCCCUGUCCGGUCACCACCAUCACCACCACCAUCACCACCACCACCAGCCGCACCAAGGUCUAGAAGGGGAUCUGCUUGACCACAUCACCCCAGGACUGGCACUAGCAGGAGCCAUGGCAGGGCCGGAUGUCUCCACGCCUGCGCACCCAGCCCACAUGGCCGGGAUGAACCAUAUGCACCAGGCGGCUAUCAACAUGGCUCACGUCCACGGUCUGCCGACCCACAUGGGCUGUAUGAGCGACGUGGAUGCUGAUCCAAGGGACUUAGAAGCUUUUGCUGAGAGGUUUAAGCAGCGGCGGAUCAAACUCGGCGUGACCCAAGCGGAUGUUGGAUCAGCACUGGCCAACCUGAAGAUUCCAGGAGUGGGCUCCCUCAGCCAGAGCACAAUCUGCCGAUUCGAAUCUCUGACAUUGUCGCACAACAAUAUGAUCGCACUAAAGCCAAUUCUCCAAGCCUGGCUUGAGGAAGCAGAGAAAUCUCACCGAGAGAAACUGAAUAAACCGGAGCUGUUCAACGGAGCGGAGAAGAAGCGAAAGCGCACGUCGAUAGCAGCCCCAGAGAAGCGCUCCCUCGAAGCUUAUUUCGCCAUUCAGCCCCGUCCUUCUUCUGAGAAAAUAGCGGCAAUAGCUGAGAAACUGGACCUCAAAAAGAACGUUGUGCGUGUCUGGUUCUGCAAUCAGCGACAGAAACAGAAACGAAUGAAGUACUCUGCAUGCGUCUAGUUCUGUCACCAUACUUGGUCUAAAAUCAACGCCAGUAUUUUAUGGACUUCAAAAUAAUAAGAGACUAAUGAGAGACUAUUUGUAUGAUAUUUCGUAAAUCACACCUUUUUCAAUCAUCAGUAACGUGUGCUGUGGGCCAGAGUAACUCGUGGCUUUCAAAUUGACUGACUAAAACACUGUCACUUCCAGUACGCAAGGAGGAUGUGGAAUUAUGUAAAGGAUCAAUUGACUAAGCAAGUAAGAUCACCAAUUUUCCCCAUUUAUAAUUCUUCACCGUUUUGUGUGUCAAUGAUGUAUGAGUCGAUAUGACUCAAUAAGAAACUUUUAGUAUAAAUAUUUAGCGAUUUUCGAGAGAUUACGCGUUUUAUGCUGUGUAGUGGCCUAGCAACUAACAGUAACGAAAGAACAGUCCUCAAAAGAAAAAAAUAUGGACAAGGGUCGAUUUGUGGCCAGUGGGACGUCUAUUUUACAUUAUUUUGUCACAAGGCGCUUUUGCAGUAAUUCAGGGUGAGCACAAACAGGGCAUCACGGCAGUCACUUGACCUGUAAGUUCUUCAUAGAAUAUAACCAAACAGUUUCUUUGUAAAUUAUUCAUUUAACCGCCCAUGCCUAUUCUUCACUUCUGUGUAAUUGACAGUUAACUGUGAGCAGGUCUGCAGAGGGGCUAGCAGAAAAAAUAAAUAAUUUAAUUUUGUUUUGUUUGGUACUUAUACUUCAUAUUCGAUAUAUGUUGAACUUGGACUUAAGGUAUCUGUCUAGUCUGUAAAUGUUGAGAAAGUGAACCAUUUAAAUGCAUAAUUGCUGGAUUUGUUUAGACCCAGAAUCUGCUGAGCUCCUUCGCGCCAGCGUGGCCAUGUUUCUUAUGAACUAUUUAUCAAGUGAGGUAAUGUUUACUUCAUUACAUAUUUAUUGGGAUUCCCCCUCGUUUUACUCAAGAAAAUCUAAUUCUGACAGCCAGUAAAGCGUGGGCCUCUACAAACGCGGAAAGACCGUUUAAUUUCAAUCACUAUGAUCUUUUGGUUUCUUCGAACGUUUAAGAUAGUACAAUCGAGAGAUUUAUGAAAUAGUUUUCACUUUUGAAAAUUAUUUUGUGUAUGUUUUCUGGUUAUUUAUUUGUAUAAAUAUGCGCGCAUCAUCGUUGCUUGUUGAAUUCACUUUGUUUAAUGUUUUCUUAAGUAAAAGGAAGACUGAUUUCAUUGACGUAUAUGUGUACAAUGUAAAUAUAUUAUUGGGACAUUUCAAUGCACAUUUAAAUAUGCGUACAGGUUUUUGCUGUAUAACUGUUUUAGCUGAGGUGACCCCUACCUGUAAUGUCUGUUGCUUUAGG
Messenger RNA from Sardina pilchardus (European sardine), 2275 nucleotides. It is a transcript of the gene pou4f2, whose product is annotated as POU class 4 homeobox 2. Gene Ontology annotation, molecular function: DNA-binding transcription factor activity, RNA polymerase II-specific; RNA polymerase II cis-regulatory region sequence-specific DNA binding. NCBI's taxonomy places the organism in Eukaryota, Metazoa, Chordata, Actinopteri, Clupeiformes, Clupeidae. The record is from RefSeq and is a predicted model, not a curated record. Bases 1 to 948 code for a protein of 315 amino acids. The transcript has a single exon. Gene Ontology annotation, biological process: regulation of transcription by RNA polymerase II.